Messenger RNA from Phymastichus coffea, 5742 nucleotides. RefSeq names its product rab GTPase-activating protein 1-like (gene GAPcenA). Bases 828 to 3956 code for a protein of 1042 amino acids. The record is from RefSeq and is a predicted model, not a curated record. Lineage: Eukaryota; Metazoa; Arthropoda; Insecta; Hymenoptera; Eulophidae. The transcript is spliced from 17 exons.
GUAGUAAAUUCAAUUAUUAAUUUCAACACUAAAAUUGUUUACAAUUAAGAUAAUGGAAGAAAAAACAAUAUCAAAGUAGAAAUCGAUCACUUUAAUAAAAUAGGACAUAUAUACAGCUAUAAAAUCAUUAGCCGAUUAAAGCUAUCAAAUUUCUACCGUGUUAGAUACGCCUUUUCAGCAUAUACAUAUAAACAGCGCGGGCUAGGACAUCGAAACGAGUGUUAAAAAACUCGGGACUUGAGUAACCAAAGCGGCACUGGCACUAACGACAAGACAAGCUGUAGUGUAGCUGUAGAAUAGCAGUUUUAUAAGGCAAAUGACAAUGCCACCUGGUGGUUGGGCCAUGCAACUAAACCGUCGGUUACCUAGUGGCUAGUACUGUAAUAGUACCCCAUCCCAUAAGCCGUAAGACCUGACCUUCUAUAUAAGCGUCUACAUUCGUUGCUGUGAGCAACAGCAAAUGGGUCGCUCUCCGGACGAUGGUGUCAGUACUGUCAGUAGUGUCAGUACUAGGCAGUAAUAACAGGGGAUUGCAGCUGCCGCCGUGACAUCGUGAGCCUAGUUUUUUUGAUAUUCUAUCAGGUUCUAUGCAGUAUAAAGACUGAAAAUCGAGAGCGUGUCCUUCAUCGAUCCCUUUUUAUCGGUGAUCAUGUGAAUAGUCGUCGUGCAGCUGCGCCUUACACACAUAUACACACACUGGCUGAAAGUAGUCUCGAAACUCAAGCUGACAUCUUCGGAUAGUCUGCAGCGCACUCGCCGAAGACGACAAUGUGAAGGUGGAGCAGGGAUAUUCGGCGGCUGUCAACAAUUACCAUUCUGGCUCCGUAAUGGAGGAUAGUGUGAGUGUCAAAUCUACAGAAUCAGUGGCGACUAGUGAUGAAUAUGAAUUUGUAAGUGAAAAAGAAACAAUCAAACAGUCACAGUCAUUGUUUGAGUCACCUAUGCUUAAAAUUGCAAAUAAUGGUAAUUUAGAAGAUCUUCAAAAUAAUUUACAUGAGGUUUUAACAGAAGAAUCUAAAAGGGAUGAAAAUAUGGAAUUGAAAAUAGUUACAAGUGAUAUCUCAAACAUUCAAAGAACAAAAACAAUUGGUCAAAGCAAAUUUUAUGAUAUUACUCCUAGUAUAGUCACACCAGAAAAACAAGAUGAAAUGAAGCCGGAAGAUUAUUUUGAGGAAGAAUUAAAUAUUUUAUCAGAUGUGCAAAAGGAGUAUACUAAAUUCGAUGCAGUCACUUAUCUUGGAGCAGCUAAGAUAGAUGCUCCCAAAUCAGAAGCUGAAAUUCAAAGAAACAUGAAAAUACUUCAUGAAAAUAAUUCUGUACCAAUGAAAGCAUCUUUGUCUGUUCCAAGCUGUUCUCAAGGAAGUGUCAUUCUGUACGAUUCAGCAACUCAGCAGCCUAUAAAAAGUUAUGAAGUCCAACGUAUUCUCUUUUAUGCUAGAGGGGAAGCUACUGGGCCUUGUGCAGCUUGUUUUGCUUUUACAUGGUCUCAUGGGGACACACAGGAAUCAGCAAUAUUUCAAUGUCAUGUUUUCCGAUGUGAUAUACCAGAGGCUGUAAGACAAGUGUCAUCUUGUUUUGCUAAAGCCUUUCAAAGGUUUCCCAGAUCAAUGACUAAUUCAUUGACAGGCAAUGACUAUAAUAAUGGUUUCAAUCCUAGCAGUGAUAAAACUAAUGCAAGAGUAUUCAUUUUUGAAGUUACUAUGGAAAUCAAAGAGGAGGAUGGAAAGGGUGCCUACAAUACCGUUCCCAAAGACAGAAAUUGUUUUAAGUUACGUAGUAAUGUUGCAAAGCAAGUGUAUUUAAGCAUACAACAAGUUAAAGAAGGUGGUAUCACUUUGGAGAUAGAGAGGUGCUUUGGUGUUUUAGUCAGUCCUGGUCGUAAUGUUAAGCACAGUGAUAUGAGAUUAUUAGAAAUGCAAAUAAAUUCUUCACCGUACGUAUCGGAUAAGCAAGUUUAUAGUGUCAGUGGACGUUGGGAUCCUGCAGAUCCAGCUUUAGAAACUUUGAACAUUGAAACACCACGAGAAGGAAAAAUUUUUAUGACAGUAGCUGUAGAUUUAGUUAUUCGUGGUAUAAGAGAACCUGUGAGAUUUGUUAUCGAGACUUCCGCUAAAGUUUUCCCCCAAAACGAAAGAUUCUGGUAUUUAAAUAAGAAAAAUCUAGUACAACAAUUCUUUCUACAUUCAAAAGAGAUUUUUUCAAAUGAAGGAAAUGAAAUUCAUUACGAGGUUCAAAAUAUUGAAACGUCAGGCGAAAUUGACAGAAAUAGAUUAAAUUUAGCAUUAAAUUUGGCUUCAUUAAUCAGAUCACCAUCUUUAACAAGCAUUGAUACACUCACUCCUAAAGAAGAUUUCGAUUCUGGUAAUUUAUCAGAUGGAGACGAACCAAUGCUCAGUGGAACCGGUGAAGUAUCUAAGGACUGUUCAGCGGACGAGCUUGCAAGCUGGGCCGAAGUUCUAGACAGCUGGCAAGUAAACGAGCAGCGACCAAAACUUUUAGUUAAACUAGUGAGACAAGGUAUUCCGGAGGCUCUUAGAGGCGAAGUAUGGCAGAGACUGAGCAAUUGUGAUAACUCACAAGAAAUGAUGGAUCGAUAUCGGAUGCUAAUUACUAAAGAAAGCAGUUGCGAAAGCGUGAUUUUACGCGACAUCAAUAGGACAUUUCCUGCGCAUGAUUUCUUCAAAGAGACGGGUGGCUUAGGUCAAGACUCUCUAUAUAGGAUAAGCAAAGCAUACGCGGUUUAUGAUGAAGAAGUCGGUUAUUGUCAGGGUCUUAGCUUCCUAGUCGCAAGUUUGCUGUUACACAUGCCCGAGGAGCAAGCAUUUUGUGUUCUGGUCAAAUUAAUGUACGAUUACGGCUUACGAGACUUGUAUAAAGACAGAUUUGAUAAUCUUCAUAUGAGAUUUUACCAGUUGAAUCGUUUCAUAGAGGAUCAAUUGCCCGAACUCUACAAGCAUUUCUGUGAUCGCGGCAUAGAAACGCACAUGUUUGCCGCACAAUGGUUUCUCACGUUAUUUACCGCGAGAUUUCCGCUCUAUCUUGUUUUUCACAUACUAGAUGUCUUUUUACUGCAAGGACUUGAUACCUUAUUCCAAGUCGCCCUCGGUCUCCUAACGUUUUGCAAAAAAGAGCUGUUGCAGUUAGACUUCGAAAGCACCUUAAAAUACUUCCGCGUACACUUGCCCAAACGAUGCCGCAACGAAGAAGUCUCCCGCUACAUUAUGAAACUUGCCUGCUCGAUAACGUUAAAAAAAUUAAAGAAGUACGAAGCCGAGUUCAUGACUUUGAAAGAGGCGCAAGAGAACGCCGACGAGUACAGUAACGAGGUGGAGCAGUUGAGGCUAACGGCGUCACGCGCCGAGGAGGAAAAGCAGCGCCUGGAGGCGGAGCUGGUGCAGGUGAAGGAGAUGCUGCAGAGAGAGGUCGGCAGGGCCGACACAGAGAGCAGGCGCAACGCCAUCAUCAUCGCCGAGUACAAGCAGAUCUGCCAGCGCCUCGAGGAUGACUACAACACUGCCAAGUCGUCGCUCAGCGACCUACGCACAAAAAUCGCCAAGUGCGACAAGUGUUCCAAGUUCACAUUGGAUUCUCCGGCGAGCACGCCGAUCAACCCGUUGGAAGCUCGAGUCGAUCCGAUACUCAGUCGGGCACAGGAGCGCGUGCGAGAACUGGAGCUGGAGUUGGCGCAAACCAAGCUGGCGCACGUCGAGGCCGAGUGCAGGAAUCAGGACCUUACCCACCAAUUGCACGCGACAGCUUCCGAACUACAAGCAGCGCGCAACAGUUGGCCGUGGCUGUCGAAGACAUUGUCGAGCAUCAAAGAGGCAGCAAACAAACGCGAGGUGAUAGGCGGCACCGCGGUUUCGGGGAUCCUUCGCCGCGACAGUGCACCGGCGGCUGGCGAGGUGCGCCAUGUUCACUCGCACAGUCGCGACAAUUUCAAGGAGGUCGUUUGAUACCAAGACAUCACCGAUCUACGUCACACACUAAUCAGCGGCUUGGCACUGUUGCGCCAACCCUUCUGACCCUCGAGAUACGACGUAUACUUAAUCAGGACGCGAUCUACGACGUUUCGUUGAAUGGCUUUUUUUUAUUACCAUUAGCCUCACUCACCCAAUUAUCUUUGUUUUUCUUUUUUACAUUUUUUGAUAAUGACAUGGGUUCGAGUUUAUCGUACUGUUGUCACUUCUGCACUGCAGCAUAUAUCUGUGCUGAUGUGUAGCUGAGUUCGUUAGAUUAUUACUUUUACAGAGAUUACAACAUCGCUACCUAUCAUUUGGCAGCUGUAGUGUGUCAUAAAUUCCAUUGUUUUAUUGUCGGGAAUCAAAUACUUUGCUCUAUACAAGAGCUAAUAAAAUGUAUUCGUAAAUGAGAUUAGCCAUGUACACUGUAAGACAUUUUUUAAUCUCGAGCUUUAUACUUUUUUAACGACUUUCAUUUUGGAUUUUGCAUCAGAUUACAUUUUUUAUAAACAACUAAUUGUUACCUUAAUAUGUGAAAACAAGAAACUGACAAAAUUAUUUUGUGAUGCGCUGCAGAAUCAUUUUGUAAAGCGGUGGUAUUAUUUUCAAAAUUUUUGUCCCAGUGCACCAAUUGGAUAAGAAUUUUUAAACAAUAAUGUAUUACAUUUAAUUUCAUUGAAAAAAAUACAAAAAUGUUGCGGUCACGAACGUUGGAAAAUGAAGAAUUAAAACGACUGUAAGGUGUGAAAUUCAUAAGCAAUCGGUGAAGUUCGUCCAGUAAUCAUUCCUAUAAAGUUGCGUAUAAUAAAAGUGAGUAAUUACGAUUGCUUAUUGAAUGUUGACAUUCCAAAAAUAUAGUACCGAGAAAUGCGUAUGAGUAACUAUUUUUAAUGUAGUAAUUGAGAUUGGCGUGAAAAAAAUUAUUAUUAAUCAACAUUAUCGAAGCCUUUACAAUUUCAAUGUUUUUGAUAAAAAAUUAUUUCGACCAUUUUAUAAAUUCGUAACAUUCAGUUUACAAAAGAAAUUCCAAAAAUGUAAUUUAGACUUAAUGUUACUUAAUGAAAUGUAUUUUUAAUGAUUGGAUACUAUAAAAAAGAGUAUAUAUUUAGUAAAAAUAUGCAAUUGAUUACUUUGCACUUUAAAAUAAGUAAUAAUAGUAUCACUUUAUUUCGAUAUCAGAGAAAAUGUUACAAACAGUAGAGUUUAUCUUCAUAAACACCACGAGUACAUAUUAUUUAACACAAUAUACGCAAUAAUUGCAAUAUCAGUCUAUGAAAAUUAGUCAAUAAUAUUAUUUUGAUGUAUAUAAUUGCAUAGUCACGUGAAUCAAUUUCUGACCGGCAAAUGUUGUAAAAAAAGAAAAAAAUUGGUUUAUAAAUUUUUCGUUGUGCCAUAGUUACAAAAUUCAUGCAUUGAAAGUAUAAAAAUUAAUGCAUUAUUAGUGUGACAUAACAAGUGAGUCAUGUUUAUAUGUUAGUUUCCGUUAUAAUUAUAAUGCUUGUAACUUAUUUUGGUUUCAAUAAAUUUUCAAAAGUUCAACUAAACUAAUUUCGUAUAACUUCAAAUGUUAAUAUUUGUGUGUCAAGUGCUGCAGGUAUAUAAACAGCAGAUUAUAUAUCUAAACCCGUGUAAAUAUACAAAAUUAGUGUGUAAUGGGAUAUAUAAAAUAAUAAAAUGAAAUUUAUUGGUAUAUUAGUAGACUACUACUUUAACAAAAUGCCGCUGAAAAAAUUUAUUUCAUGGUCCCUAGAAAUUAUUCCAAACGGAGUACAAUAAUUUC